AUUCGGUAAUAUCUGGAUUGUGCGCUGUCCCAAGAAGAUGAGCCAUCACGUUGGAGAUUAUGCACGGAAUUACCUUAAUGGUGCGCCAAACCGAUUUGACUCAGUGGCACAUUUCUUCGCCCAUGAUAUACCCACCAGCAUCGCCAAGGCCAAUCUUAUCGUAGGCGGGCAGGAUGUUCUCGUUUGGAGCGGUUUACAAGGCACCAUCGGCGUGCUCAUCCCCUUCGUCACACGCGAGGACGCUGAAUUCUUUCACACGCUAGAGAUGCAGAUGCGUACUCUUGACUUGUCGCCUGUUGGCCGUGAUCAUCUGAUGUAUCGUAGCUAUUAUGAGCCGAUCAAGGGCUUUAUAGAUGGAGAUCUAUGCGAGCGGUAUCGGCUACUUCCUGCAGACAAGAAGCAACAAAUUGCAAACGAGCUCGAUCGCUCCGUCAGCGACAUUGAACGUAAAGUCUCUGAUGUCCGAACUCGGUCUGCCUUCUAA
Messenger RNA from Fusarium oxysporum Fo47, 484 nucleotides. RefSeq names its product splicing factor 3B subunit 3. The record is from RefSeq and is a predicted model, not a curated record. Gene Ontology annotation, biological process: mRNA splicing, via spliceosome. Gene Ontology annotation, cellular component: U2 snRNP; nucleus. Bases 38 to 484 code for a protein of 148 amino acids. Gene Ontology annotation, molecular function: U2 snRNA binding. Lineage: Eukaryota; Fungi; Ascomycota; Sordariomycetes; Hypocreales; Nectriaceae. The transcript is spliced from 2 exons.